AUGGACGACAAAGAUCCCUUUUCUCUGGCCAUCGGAGUUGUGUAUGUGAUGCUGACCACCUCAGUCGGCAUCUUCAACUUCUUACAGAAGUUCUACCCAUCGUUGGAGCUGCUGAAACAGUGCAACGUUGAGAUGAACCAGUACACAAGCAACCCUUGUGCCUGCUGGCGCUCCAUCCGGCCUACCUACUACACCCGCAGGAACUAUGAGAGUAUUAUCUACGAGCCGAACAAGAUCCAGAGCCUUGUUCCUUUCCUUUUCGUUGCCCUGUCACUGGUGCUGGCGUUCAUGAACAAGAUCACGGAAUUGUUCGACAUGCUGCGAGUAUGCAACUACGUCAACUUCUUCCUGUCCUACGUCGCGAUCAUGGAUAUGUUCUAUUGCCCCGUAGAAUACAAGAAGGUUGUCAUUUACAGCUACUACAAGAACGAUGCCAUUCUCAACUUUGGUUUCAUCGUGUUCACGGUCUUUAUUCUGAAGCACUUUGUUCCGAAUCUGUCGAGCAUUGAGAACGAGAAGAAGAGACUAGCCUACAGGAAGAAGUAUCUCUUCAGAAGCCCUCCCGUCUCGAUUCUGUGGUUCAUCAUCCUUUGCACGAGCUUGUGGGGAAUGUACGCUUACGACGAAGACAACGACGAGAACUUCCCCUACCGAUGUGCUUGCAUCUUGUUCUACUAUCUGAGCAUCGCGCAACUGCGACGCUCCGUGUUCUAUGUGAUGUACAGCAACAAGAAUAGUGAGUACAUGCAAGCCAUCUGGAAUACUAGCGGAGUAUUCAAAACGUUGCGCAAAAGCACCUCACAAUACUAUGUGUGCCACGUGAGCGAAUGCACGGCCAGUUUCUGUGCCAAUGUCUUCGCCACCACUCUCGGGCCUCGGUACAUGGUCGUCAUCGACGAUACCAACCCGAUCAAGGUCAUCUAUUGCAUCUACUGGAAGAAUGGCACCACCAUGAGAACGAAUCUCUUUGGCACUUACAAAGAUCAGGUCAAGGUAAAAACCCGCAUCCUGCCCAUCAGUGGACUGCGGGCGGUUGAAGUUGAGCUAUUCGAUGCCGAUCCAAAGAACCAGACUUUCUACCUCCCUCGCAGAGGCCAACAUGAAACUCCAAACGGCAUCUGCAAGGCAUUGAUCGUUAAGCUUGGAUCCCCCGACGCCAGUUUCACCAUCUCCAAGUUGAAGACUGGAAAGAGCAUGCAGGAGCUGAACGUGAAUGUUAUGUUCAGUGCCUACUUCAUGUUUGAUGAUAAUCCAUAUUGGAAGCAAGUGAUCCAGUUCAACACUCUCUAA
Guillardia theta CCMP2712 is the source of this 1290-nucleotide messenger RNA. RefSeq lists its product as hypothetical. Bases 1 to 1290 code for a protein of 429 amino acids. The transcript has a single exon. NCBI's taxonomy places the organism in Eukaryota, Cryptophyceae, Pyrenomonadales, Geminigeraceae. The record is from RefSeq and is a predicted model, not a curated record.